AUGGCCACGAAGGUAGCACAGAAGAGGUAUGCCAAAGCAGAGAUGAAAGAUCUACCCGAUAUGGGCAAAGGUAACCCUCCAUCUGCCUCCGUAAGUUGUUCCGUUCUUUAG
This is a messenger RNA of Kwoniella mangroviensis CBS 8507, 111 nucleotides long. RefSeq lists its product as uncharacterized. The coding region runs from base 1 to 111 and encodes 36 amino acids. The transcript is spliced from 2 exons. The record is from RefSeq and is a predicted model, not a curated record. Lineage: Eukaryota; Fungi; Basidiomycota; Tremellomycetes; Tremellales; Cryptococcaceae.